AUGGCUAUUCCAUAUUCCCGUCACAAACACAACUCACUCCAACUCAACUUCUACCUAUCUUCCACCACUCACAAACCAUUACUCACCACCUACGACCUACCUACCACCCCCACACACCCACCACCAACCACACCCCCCCACACCCCCACCAACCAGCCACCCCACACCCCUACCAACCAGCCACCCCACACCCCUACCAACCAGCCACCCCCACACCCCCACCAACCAGUCACCCCACACCCCUACCAACCAGCCACCCCACACCCCUACCAACCAGCCACCCCACACCCCUACCAACCAGCCACCCCACACCCCUACCACCAACCAACCACCCCCACACCCCCACCAACCAGCCACCCCACACCCCUACCACCAACCAAACACCCCCACACCCCAACCACCAACCAACCUACCCCACACCCCUACCACCAACCAACCUACCCCACAACCCUACCACCAACCAACCACGCCCACACCCCAACCACCAACCAACCUACCCCACACCCCUACCACCAACCAACCUACCCCACAGCCCUACCACCAACCAACCUACCCCACACCCCCACCAACCAACCACCCCGACACCCCUACCAACCAGCCACCCCCACACCCCUACCAACCAGCCACCCCACACCCCUACCACCAACCAAACACCCCCACACACCCACCACCAACCAACCUACCCCACACCCCUACCACCAACCAACCUACCCCACACCCCUACCACCAACCAACCUACCCCACACCCCUACCACCAACCAAUCUACCCCACACCCCUACCACCAACCAACCUACCCCACACCCCUACCACCAACCAACCACCCCCACAGCCCCUCGAAGAUAAUGUUGUUAGUGGUCGACUGA
Messenger RNA from Haliotis rufescens (red abalone), 864 nucleotides. RefSeq names its product extensin-like. The transcript has a single exon. The record is from RefSeq and is a predicted model, not a curated record. NCBI's taxonomy places the organism in Eukaryota, Metazoa, Mollusca, Gastropoda, Lepetellida, Haliotidae. The coding region runs from base 1 to 864 and encodes 287 amino acids.